Molecule: messenger RNA, 1332 nt
Organism: Fusarium vanettenii 77-13-4
Lineage: Eukaryota; Fungi; Ascomycota; Sordariomycetes; Hypocreales; Nectriaceae
Exons: 6
Coding region: 1-1332 (443 amino acids)
Source: RefSeq, a predicted model, not a curated record
AUGGGAAUGCAAGGCCCCUUGACCGCCCAGGCGCUGGGUCGGUCUCCAUAUGACGAUGUUGUGGAAUGGGAUGGGGAUCAAGAUGAUGAACAAAACGACGGUUCAAGGCAACAACAGUACGACCACAGAGGUCGCCCCAUAAACCCCGAGACCAAAAGAAUCAACAGAGACAUAAUUCGUUCACAUAAUGAGGUUAUGCUCGUUAUUGGUGUUGCUGAACAGGAGAACCCGACGUCAAACCCAGAGGCCGAGUCGGAGCGUAGGCAUUCGCUUUAUGAGUAUGACGUGGGAAUGAAUCUCACCUUCUCGGCAAUGCGUUGUGUAGAUGCCGCCGGUGCGUUUGGUCUUGACGGCCUCCGACAGCGCAUCCUCAUCUACAAAAGAUACUCACACAUCGCCUUCUGGGACCUGUUUGCUCAAGCCCGUAAGGACUUUUCUUUCACGAGAGACAUCAUGCCUGGCGCGGCUACAAGCAUUCUCACCAACUAUACCGAUCGCAAACUUUUCUGGCUCUGGAGAGACCGUCCUGAUAGGAUGUUUGCUCGUCGCUUUCGCGGACUCCCCUAUUCCCGCUCCACCACCUCUCAAUGGCCUUUCAAUCCAGUCCGUCCUACAAUGGAUAGGGGGUGUAUGCAUCUCGGCAACGCCUUUCCUUCUCUGGGUAAUGACACAGAGACUGAUUCGGACAGAGACAGGGCGGACAACACCCAUAGUCGAAGCGCGACCAAUGAUGUUUCGCCUCUGCGGGCGGUAGAUGGACAGGUACCGAAUGACACUGGCCCCGUGGAGGCAGUGAGGCGACCGAGCACGUUUUCUAUGCGCGAUGAUUUCAGCGAUGAAGACGAGAAUGAAGGAGCCAAUGCUACGCUAAUCAGUUUUGAUGUGGAAGCAACUGAGGCCUCAUCUGAUGGACCGCAAGGACUAUGGAGUGCUGAAUUACGGCCUAGUGUCAACGAUGCUCGAGGGUUAAGCUCUCCUUCAUACGUUGACACAUUGCUUACCCAGCUCCCACCGCUUCUAGCAAACUACAUCUUCUCCGAAGCCGCCAUUCGAAUACUCACAGCGCCUUACGAGAGCAUGUCUCUUCGAUUGCUGGCCCGCACGUUUCGUCUUCGGCUUGGCCUGCCUUCCCAUGAUAUUUUCAAUGUCAAUCUUUUCAGUGGCCUCAACUCCACUCUCGUCAUCAACUUCUUGAGCAGCCAGUUCAUUCAUUUGGUGCUUUGCUCCGAACUGUGGGCUGGCUUCGCGACCGUAUCUGAACUGCUGCAUACAACGCCAGAGGAGUGGAGGGAGGCGGAAGAUCAGAAAGGGGAUGAAUGGCGAGAGGACUGA